GGUCCCAGAAGUGGGAAAAUGAUAUCAUACGUAACUAUUUCGCUCGUAGCUCUGUUGAUGGCAACAGUACGCGGUUCGGUGACAACGGUGACACGAAUCAUAGGCGGAACGGAUGCUCCCUUGGAGGACUUCCCGUACAUGGUAUCGAUUCGAUUGAACUCGUUGGAAAAUCCGGCCUUCGGGGAUGGCUUCUUCUGUCAGGGGGUCCUAGUUUCGCCGAAAGCCGUAUUGACCAGUACCGAGUGCGUGCUGAACGGAAGCGGCUCACGAAUACCGGAAGAAUUGAGUUUGGUUCUGGGAACUACAUCCAGAACGAAUGCUAGCGGUUCGGUUGACGCAGAAGCUGAGCAAAUUUGGUUACAGAAUGGCGGACAUUUGGCGAUGUUGAAGCUGAAACGGGGGGUGGCUGGAUUGAGACUAGGGGUCCUGAACGAGUUCGUCCAAGAUGCGAACAAACGGUGCAUUGUGGUAGGUUGGGGAGCGAACAGUACCGAUGGCAAACCGAAGGACCGACUUCAGGAAGUGUAUGUGAACAUUUCAAAAGAAAAGUGCCAGGAUAGCAUGAUUUGUACCAGCGCUGCAAACGAAAAAGGUGGUGGAGUCUGCUUCUGGGACACCGGAGCGCCUCUGCUAUGCGACGGAUCGCUGUCAGGAAUUUUGAUGGGUAGACCUGACAAGUGUGGACCGGAGAUUACGACUUUUGUGAGCAUCCGUACUGAAUGGGACUGGAUUCGAUCGCAGAUAGCUGCAGCAAAUUCAGGUCAUAGACUCAUUAGCACAGGAAUUAUAAUCGUUGGUCUGUUAAUGGCUGUGAAAUGAAAGCGA
Ochlerotatus camptorhynchus is the source of this 825-nucleotide messenger RNA. Its product is annotated as myeloblastin-like. The record is from RefSeq and is a predicted model, not a curated record. The coding region runs from base 19 to 819 and encodes 266 amino acids. The transcript has a single exon. Gene Ontology annotation, molecular function: serine-type endopeptidase activity. Lineage: Eukaryota; Metazoa; Arthropoda; Insecta; Diptera; Culicidae. Gene Ontology annotation, biological process: proteolysis.